CUUUAAAAGUGCGUCAUUAGUUUUUUUUCUCCCACUUGUAAACACGUGCACGGAGCGGAGUGUGUCCCUGUCUGUUCACGGAGGAAAUUAAACAGCUAAACUAGUUUUCUAUCAACCUCAAAAUGGCAAAAAGCCUUCGGAGCAAAUGGAAGAGGAAGAUGCGUGCAGAGAAGAGGAAGAAGAACGCCCCCAAGGAGCUGGCCCGUCUGAAACAAGCUCUGAGUUUGGAUAAGAAAGGAGAAGCCGUCAUGACGGACAUGCAGGAGAUCGCCACUGUGGUGCCAGCUGACAAGAUCAAGAAGCAGACGGAUGUGGAUAUGGGCGAGGUAGAGGGGGAUGAGGGGAAGAUGGAUAUGGACAGCAAGCGCAACAAGAAAACCCUGCUGGAUGAAAACGGUCAGUACCCUGUGUGGAUGAAUCAGCGACAGGCCAAGAAACUGAAAAGCAAACGGACGGGUAAGAAAGGCGGCCAGGGCAAGAAGAAGAAGGGGAUCGCCUGGUGAACCAGAGGAAACCAAAAGAACUUUGCUUUGCCUUAUAGACGUUUGAUGCAGAAACACAGGGUAACUGUGGAACUUCUGCUGCUGAAUCUCAUUCUGUUCAGUGGAUUACAGGAUUCAUGGUUGUGCCACGGAGUCUGUUCUUAUAAAAUAAUUCACUGCAGGAAAAUGUUUGUUCUUAUGGAACAGCAGCUUCAUGUUAGGACAAGUUUUAUGAAUGUAAGACUUGUGCAAAGUGUCUGUGAUUGUCGUGUUAUCUACUUCAAUUUAAAUCUUUUCAUACUAUAAAAACAAAAUCAUAUUUACAGA
This is a messenger RNA of Epinephelus lanceolatus (giant grouper), 809 nucleotides long. It is a transcript of the gene llph, whose product is annotated as LLP homolog, long-term synaptic facilitation factor. Gene Ontology annotation, molecular function: RNA binding. The record is from RefSeq and is a predicted model, not a curated record. Gene Ontology annotation, biological process: dendrite extension. Lineage: Eukaryota; Metazoa; Chordata; Actinopteri; Perciformes; Serranidae. Gene Ontology annotation, cellular component: nucleolus.